Molecule: messenger RNA, 693 nt
Organism: Leptosia nina
Lineage: Eukaryota; Metazoa; Arthropoda; Insecta; Lepidoptera; Pieridae
Source: the annotation of a GenBank genome assembly
AUGAAUGCCCGCAUCGAGGGAUUAGAGCCCCGGCUCAACCCAGCGCCGUUGCUUCGGCCCCCGUUGGCGGCAGACAGAAGGAGAAAAGAAAAGGAGACGGUGGCACCUGCUACUCCGGUGGCGACUGUUGUGGCACCUAAACCUGGAAAGGAAAAGAAAAGUAAGAAGACAAAGGACAAAGAGGAUCCAAGGCCGCCAAACCCAGACUCUCUGGAGGAAACCUGGGCCACGGUAGUGAAAAAGAAGGCUAAGAAGAAGGACAAGCCACAAGCGCAGCCGGGGAAGGCUCCCAACGCCAAGAAGAGUCCCAAGGCUAAACCAAAGCCUAAGCUUAGGACUCCCCGGUCGUCGGCGAUAGUCCUCACACUCACAGACGUAGGAAAGGAAAAGGCGAUGUUGACUUACAGCAAAGCCCUCCUCAUCGCAAGAUCCAAGAUAGAUCUUUCGGAGAUAACGGGUCUGGAGACCCUCAGAGUCCGCAAGGCGGCAACGGGGGCCACAGUGCUGGAGCUCCCUGGGGCGAACAGCGGCUCCAAAGCCGACGCUCUGGCUGAGAAGCUGGGGACUUUGUUCGGCGAGAAGAUGAAGGGGCUCCUAUGGAAACAUAGGCAGAAGAAGGCCAAGACGGCGAUACGCGCGCGCAAGCUGUGCGACAUCUGCCCUCGGCUCGGGGCUGGGCAAAGGCUUAGCUGA